UUUGGCCCACCCUUGAGAUCACGGAAGUAUCAAGCUCUCGUACUGAACAUAUUUUUUCCUGUAGUGAGUAUAUUUUCUGCAGUCAUCAGCAUAGCAAUAAAGACUAAUGGCUUUUGUUUUAAACUGAGAGCACUUUGAUCAAAGUCAGCACAUUCUGUUUAUUUUUGUUUUGGAACAAAGAAUUUGGGGGGUUUCAACUUCCUUGUUUUGUUUUCUGUGACAAACACUACCUUUGGCUAUUUGAAUUUAAGUCAAAGUGUCUGCUCUAUGCAAACAAGGGAGUGCCACGGACUGGAAAACUCAGAAUACUCCACAGAUGGUGUGCUAGGCGAUACUGGAACAAGGGCAUACCAUGGCCAAGAGAGUUGCAGUGAUCGGAGCUGGUGUGAGUGGCCUAUCCUCCAUCAAAUGCUGCUUGGAUGAGGACCUGGAGCCCACCUGCUUUGAGAGAAGUAAUGACAUCGGAGGACUAUGGAAGUUUACUGAAUCUUCUAAAGAUGGGAUGACCCGGGUCUACAGAUCCUUAAUAACAAACAUCUGCAAGGAAAUGUCCUGUUACAGUGACUUCCCUUUCCCCGAAGAUUAUCCCAAUUUUAUGAACCAAGAAAAAUUUUGGAACUAUCUCCAAGAAUUUGCUGAGCACUUUGAUCUCCUGAAAUACAUUCAAUUUAAGACCACCGUGUGCAGUGUAACAAAGCGUCCAGACUUCUCCAACACUGGCCAGUGGGAUGUUGUCACAGAGACAGAGGGUAAGCAGGAUAGAGCCACUUUUGACGCUGUCAUGGUUUGCACUGGGCAUUUCCUGAAUCCUCGUCUACCUUUGGAGUCCUUUGCUGGAAUCCAUAAGUUCAAAGGCCAGAUUCUGCACAGUCAAGAGUACAAGAUCCCAGAAGGCUUUCAAGGCAAACGCGUCUUGGUGGUCGGUCUUGGGAACACGGGAGGAGACAUUGCCGUGGAGCUCAGCCGAACGGCAGCUGAGGUACUUCUCAGUACUAGAACUGGUACCUGGGUGCGCAGCCGCUCUUCAAAUGGGGGCUACCCUAUUAACAUGAUGGAUACAAGAAGAUACUAUAAUCUUAUCAGACAAGUUCUGCCUUCAUGUGUCCUCAACUGGAUUGAAGAGAGGCAGAUGAAUAAGCGAUUUAAUCAUGAGAAUUAUGGAUUAAGUAUUGUAAAGGGGAAAAAACCAAAAUCGAUUGUCAACGAUGAGCUGCCAACCUGUAUCCUCUGUGGAACAGUCACCAUGAAAUCCAGCGUGCUGGAGUUUACAGAAACCUCUGCCGUCUUUGAAGAUGGGACGGUGGAAGAAAACAUUGACAGUGUGAUCUUCACUACAGGAUAUACCUUUUCUUUUCCUUUUCUUGAAGAACCUCUCAGAAGCCUCUGUAUGAAUAAGAUAUUCCUAUACAAGCGGGUCUUUCCCUCGAGUCUGGAAAGAGCAACAUUCGCCAUCAUUGGCCUGAUCAGCCUGAAAGGGUCCAUCUUAGCAGCCACAGAGCUCCAGGCACGAUGGGUCACAAGAGUAUUCAAAGGACUCUGUAAGAUACCUCCUUCCCAAAAAUUGAUGGCUGAGGCUACCAAAAAAGAACAGCUCAUUAAAAGGGGUGUGAUUAAAAAUACCUAUGAAGACAAACUCGACUACAUUCCCUACAUGGAUGAGCUUGCUGCAUGUGUAGGCGCAAAGCCCAGCAUCCCAUUUUUGUUCCUCAAGGAUCCCAGACUAGCUUGGGAAGUUUUCUUUGGACCAUGCACCCCUUACCAAUACCGCCUCACAGGCCCUGGAACAUGGGAUGGAGCCAGAAAUGCCAUCCUGACCCAGUGGGACAGGACAAUGAAGCCUUUAAAAACUCGGACUGUUCCUGAUUCCUCCAAGCCUCCUUCCAGGUUAUGUUAUUUAAAAACUUGGGGGGCACCUGUCCUACUUGCCUCUCUUCUACUUAUUUGUAAAUCACCUUUUUUGAAACUGCUACAAGAUAGACUAUGGGGUAGAAUUCCCCCUUAUCUAGCAUGUAUUUGGCAAGGAUGAACCUGAUUGGUCCUGAGGGUUGCACCAAAUCAUAUUAAUUCCAUCUCCAAGUAUCAUGUGCAGCCCUCCUCUCCUCUCCAUAAUAACUGCUAUAACCCAAGUUCAGGUCCAAUCAUCUCUUAUUUGAAUUAUUAUAUGGUCUUCCUCUUUGUUCUGGAUACUUUCUUACCUCCUAAACCAUUGUUCUAAAAUAAAUAUAAAGGGUGUCAAAAACACAUAAACACAUUUUAAGAAAGGAAAAAACUGUAUUAAAAUUGCAAUACUCAAAUCACAUUUGACUUCUGCAAUUAUAAGAGGUGCUCAAACCAAAAAAAAAAGAGGUGCUCAAACAUGACAUAUUCAUCUUUUGUUGUCGGUAUAUAUUGAGAAUUACAAUUUUAAUACAGGUUUUUCAUUUCUUAAACUGUGUAUGUAUUAUUUACACCCUCUGUAUGUGAUUAUUGUUUCCAUCAAGGUCAUUGUUUCCAGGGCUCAAAGAGUAGGGCACCGGCCCCAUAUACCAGAGGUGGUGGGUUCAAACCCAGCCCCAGCCAAAACCUGCCAAAAGGUCAUUGUUUCCAACUGAAGUUAGGCCAUUUGUGGAAUUUUAUUUUAUUUUAUUAUUAGUAUUAUUAUUUUUGAGACAGAGUUUUGCUUUGUGACCCUCGGUAGAGUGCUGUACUGUCACAGCUCAGAGCAACCUCCAACUCCUGGGCUUAGGCAAUUCUCUUGCCUCAGCCCCCCAAGUAGCUGGGACAACAGGCACCCACCACAACACCCAUCUUUUUUUUGUUGCAGUUUGGCUGGGGCCAGGUUCGAACCUGCCACCCUCGGUAUAUGAGGUCGGCGCCCUACCCACUGAGCCACAGGCGCUGCCCCAUUUGUGGAAAUUUUAAUAGAGACUGUAUUUGAAAAGAUUUGGGCAGAGUACACAUAUAGGAAAGUCAAUUGUAAAGAAUAUAGAUUAAAUAUAAUGCUUGAAAAUCAAGAAAGCAUUUUUCAGGCAUGUUGCCAAAAGUAUACAUACUCUACUGUACUUUUCCAUAUUUCUUUUUUUUUUUUUUUUUUUUUUUUUGUAGAGACAGAGUCUCACUUUAUGGCCCUUGGUAGAGGGCCAUGGCAUCACACAGCUCACAGCAACCUCCAACUCCUGGGCUUAAGCGAUUCUCUUGCCUCAGCCUCCCAAGUAGCUGGGACUACAGGCGCCCGCCACAACGCCCAGCUAUUUUUUGGUUGCAGUUCAAACCAGGGCCAGGUUUGAACCGCCACCCUCAGUAUAUGGGGCUGGCGCGUUACCAACUGAGCCACAGGUGCCGCCCUACUUUUCCAUAUUUCAACUGUAUCUUUCUUAGCAUAAAACAAUGAUUUUAAAAUGUCAUCUACUGAGAGUUCAAUCAAUUCCAUCUGUAGUUCUUUAAGUGCCUUGGUGAUAUCAACUAGGUGAGACUAAAAUGCUAAUUUGAGUCUGAUGUCAUGAUUCUCAAAGUCAGUGAACCUUUCACUGUAUUCUCCAGUUAAUAGGUCAAUAACAGCUGUAUCUUAUAAAAUGAUUUGCAUAUAUCAUCCUACUCAUCGAUGACCUUUGCUAACUGGGGAAAAGCUCAUCCAAAAUUUCCUCUUGAAGAAGUUGUUUUUUGAAAAAAAGAUAACUUGGCUUGGCGCCUGUGGCUCAAGCGGCUAGGGCGCCAGCCACAUACACCUGAGCUGGUGGGUUCAAAUCCAGCCCAGGCCCACCAAACAAUAAUGACAGCUGCAACCAAAAAAUAGCCGGGCAUUGUGGCGGGCGCCUGUAGUCCCAGCUACAGGGAGCUGUAGGCAGGAGACUCGCUUGAGCCCAGGAGUUGGAGGUUGCUGUGAGCUGUGAUGCCGUGGCACUCUACCCAGGGUGACAGCUUGAGGCUAUGUCUCCAAAAAAAAAAGAAAAAAGAUAACUCGCUUUCAAAAUUCUUGGAUAUUUUGCCCAUCUCAUACAUAAUCUUAGUUUCACCUUUCAAAGAAAUAAUUCAAGUCAUUUUGAUUUGACUUGAUAGCACAAAGAAAUGCUACAUUCCUAUAGAAAUCUUUCAAUAAUGCACAUUGUGAUUCUGUUCUUCAUAAUAUUUAAGUAUCUGUUCUUGCAGAGAUAAAAUUUUGGCUAACACCUGACCCUGCACUAGCCGAUGUACUUUAGAAUGAUAUGGCAAAUCCACACUCAAUAUCUCAUGGUUCAACUUGACAGUGAUACAAAACUUACAAUACUUAACAACUUGGCUCAGCACCUGUAGCUCAAGCGGCUAAGGCGUCAGCCACAUACACCAGAGCUAGUGGGUUCGAAGACAGCUUGGGCCUGCCAAACAACGACAACUACAACCAAAAAAUAGCUGGGCAUUGUGGCAGGCGCCUGUAGUCCCAGCUACCCUGUUUACCCAAAAAUAAGACAGUGUCUUAUUUUAAGCUGUGCUCCCAAAGAUGCACUAGGUCUUAUUUUCAGGGGACGUCUUAUCUUUCCUGUAAGUAGGUCUUAUUUUCGGGGAUGUCUUAUUUUCGGGGAAACAGGGUACUUGGGAGGCGGAGGCAAGAGAAUCACUUAAAGCCAAGAGUUUGAGGUUGCUGUGAGCUGUGAUGCCAGGGCACUCUACCCAGGGCCACACCUUGUGACUCUGUCUCAAAAAAAAAAAAAAAAAAGCAGACUGACAGGUUCUGGCAUAGAACCAGGGUAAGGGUCUACAAGAAAGGAAAAGAGGUCAUUCCAGGGACAAGGAAAGAUUUUAACAGAGAGGAAAAGCAGAAUGGAGACUGACCAGGUGUCAGCUCAGCCCCCACACACUUGCAAAAGGCUUUUAUUAGCUUUAUUGGUAUAGCUGGAAUGGGUGAGUGAGCCUGCAUACUGCCUGCCUGGGCUCUUCUCUAGUCCAGGUCGGGAUUCUGGGUGUACCCUUAGGGUUAGGAUUAUGGGUGUAUCCUUAGUAGGGGCCAGGGUAUGGGUAGGGUGUUUGUAGGAACUCUGGCCUUGAGGUACUCCAGCAGUCUGGGGAAGGGAUUAUUGGUUUCCCACCUGAUUUUCUAAAAUGUCUGCAUUCCUGUCAGGCUUAUGAGGACUCCCUUCUCACGGAGAGUACCCUGGGAAUUUAGGAGAGACCCUGUCUCUACAAAAAAAUUAAAAAGUUGGAAAAA
Molecule: messenger RNA, 5158 nt
Organism: Nycticebus coucang (slow loris)
Lineage: Eukaryota; Metazoa; Chordata; Mammalia; Primates; Lorisidae
Product: dimethylaniline monooxygenase [N-oxide-forming] 4
Exons: 10
Coding region: 353-2026 (557 amino acids)
Molecular function (GO): NADP binding; flavin adenine dinucleotide binding; N,N-dimethylaniline monooxygenase activity
Source: RefSeq, a predicted model, not a curated record